UGGCAAACUAAAACGAUGUAUUGCGUCUUAUCGGAAAUCAGAUUCGUGCAGACGUUUAUCACGAAACUUAAAUGUGUAAGAGUUUUUUGGGUGUUUACUUUUAAUUAAUCUGAAUAUCGCUUCAGUUCUAUUACAUCUGUAUUUAGUUUUCAUUCUUUCAGUGUUUCCCAACAGGUAGCUCGAGGGGGCUGGGUGCGGAAACUGCCAAAGGAUUUGCAAAGGAAGGAGCCUCAUUGUGCAUCACUGGGUUACCAUCCCAGAAAGAUGAAUUGGCAGAAGUUGCGAAAGUUUGCAAAGAAAAUGGAUCUCCGCAUGUAUUGGAAGUAGCAGCUAAUCUAAGAAAACAAGAAGAUAUGGAUUUGUUGAUGAAUGAAACGAUCAAGACGUUUGGACAACUUGAUGUCUUGGUUAACAACGCAGGAAUCUUUAUGGCUGUUGAUUUAGAAGGGUACACCAGUGAGGUUUUUGACAACAUAUUUGGCGUCAAUGUUAAAGCGCCGAUAUAUCUAACCAAGCUUGCUAAGCCUCAUCUCAGCAAAACUAAAGGUAACAUCGUCAACAUGUGCAGUAUUGCACGCAAGAACUAUGUACCUACCAGAUUACUGUAUGGAAUGACAAAAGCAUCAAUCGCAUAUUUAACUAAAACGACUGCAGCAGAUUACGCUACGGACGGUAUUCGGUGUAAUGCUGUAUGUCCAAGCGUUAUGGCUACCCAGAUAUUUGACAGUUCAUACGACAAAGAACAUAUUGAAGAUUAUCUAAAGAACACCACCACAAAACUACGUGGUCGUCUGUUGCAAACAAAUGAAGUUUCGGAUCUCAUAAGGUUCCUUGCUUCAGAUAAGGCGACCAUGAUCACUGGAGAGUUGAUUACUAUUGACGGGGGAUUUUUGUUGUCAAAACUUUCUUAAAAUUCCGAGUAAUGGUGACAGUUAUAAGGUAACUUCCAAAAUUAAAAAUUCGAGUAAAUUUUAGACAACUGAUGCGUUUGCUAAAAUACUGCUUUAUGCAAGUAUUUGCAGUAUUCAAGAUGAUAUCGCAUAGUUGCUAUACGGUAUUUCUUAUUAUAAUCAAGAAUUACCAGUUUCAAAGAGAUCAAUUUGCAUUGACAUCCUCCCCGCACAACUAUAAAAUUUGCCGAAUCUUGUUUUAAAUUGUGGCAAAUGACUACCCUUAGUGAGAUUUGAACCUGGUCUUCUCAAUACAAGCAUGUGGUUCCCUGCUGGACAUUUCAAGACCUCAAGAAAAAGUCAAAAUCUUGCACCUCGCGCUUUCAUUCUCGGCACGCAAUUACGCCGUUUGAGUCUUGCGCCAAUUAUCAGUAAAUUCACAUUGCUGUAAUGGUAUAGUA
This is a messenger RNA of Ciona intestinalis (vase tunicate), 1351 nucleotides long. Lineage: Eukaryota; Metazoa; Chordata; Ascidiacea; Phlebobranchia; Cionidae. The record is from RefSeq and is a predicted model, not a curated record.